Molecule: messenger RNA, 807 nt
Organism: Sesamum indicum (sesame)
Lineage: Eukaryota; Viridiplantae; Streptophyta; Magnoliopsida; Lamiales; Pedaliaceae
Source: RefSeq, a predicted model, not a curated record
CAAAUAUCCCAUAAUCACCUAGACCUACUCCUCUUCCUCUUCUUCUUCCUUCUAGUCGUCUUCUUCCUCUGACAGAAUGUUAGUGGAAGAUAAUUUUAGAAUGAAAUACCUAUUUGCUUCGACGCGAAAACGAACAAGGAAAAAAGAGCAAUUUUCCACCAACAUUCCUACUACAUUACACCUAUCAACAUGUCUGAAUGAUGCGGGCAAGAAGAUACAUUAACUACAACGAAGAAUGUAUAAUCGACAUCCCUCCUGCAGCCGAAGGUCGCCCUGAUCAUGAUCAUCGAUCCACGUCUUCUGCUGGGGACUACUACCAAUCCAUUACCCAUGCAAGUUUACAGAUCAGCGCACAGGCAGCGAUCGCUAUGUGCGGUUAUGCUUUGUCGGGAUCUUCUUCUCAUCAGACCGCCAUCAACCUUGCGGCCGCGGGCUUCGCCGUGGGCUUUCUCUGCAGCUGGAUGGCCAUUGCGGUGAGGGGAAAGAAGCCCGGCUUGGCGGAUUUGAUGGCGAAGAUUAGCUUCACGGCCACGGCGGCUGCCGUCGUCGUGCCGAUGGGGCUGUUAUUCAUACCUGGAAAAUAUAGGUGGUUGAGUGUGCUGCUCCCGAUCAUUCCGGUCGUAGCUACAUUUCAACAUCGGUGAAUUUUAAUUUGAUUAAAAGUGUUAGUUUGUGAUCAACCAUUGACCAAUAUGUAAUAUUUAAGUAUUGAUUCAAUAAUCAUGAAAUGAAAUAGUUGAUGCCCUUUGAGGGCGAUUUGUCCGUGGACGUAGGUCAAAUGACUGAAUCACGGAAAUUUUGUGUGUU